AUGAAUAAUAUGAAUCCUCCAGCUUCGGGGACUUGGCAUUCAAUGUAUCAUAUUUCUGAUCGUCAAAAAGUUGUUCAUAUAUUAACUAAUGCAUUGAAGGAAAUUCAAGGAAAUAAUUAUAACGAACAAAAAGCAUCUUCAAUGGCUACUGAAUUUGAAAAGUAUACGUUUUUGAAAUCCCAAAGUAGAGAUGAAUAUUUAAGAGUUAUCAAACAGAAGAUUAAUCAAUUAAGAUCAAAUGUUAGAACUAAUGGCAUGAAUAAUGGUAUGAAUAUGAAUAAUAAUGUCAAUAAUAAUAUGAAUCCUGGUAAUAAUGUUAAUAUGGGAAUGAAUAAUCUCAAUGGUAAUAUGAAUAAUGGUAUGAACAAUAAUAUGAACAAUAACAUGAACAUGAACAUGAAUAAUAUGAAUAUGAACAAUAAUAUGAAUAAUAUGAAUAAUAAUAUGAAUAGUAAUAUGAACAGUAAUAUGAAUAUGAAUAACAGUAGUAAUAUGAAUAUGAUGAAUAAUAAUUCUAUGAAUAAUAAUAUGAAUAAUAUGGGUAUGAAUAAUAAUAUGAAUAACAACAUGAAUAACAACAUGAAUAACAAUUAUAUGAGAAACCAACCAACAAAUCCUCAAGGUAAUCAACCAAAACCUGUACCAAGGAAUCAAAAUUUAUCUCCUCAACAACAACAGCAAAUUCAACAAAUUUCUACUAUGAUUAGAAGUGCUCCAAUACCUCAAGCUUUAUUGGCAAAAUUACCUAAUUUACCUCCAAAUGUUAAUACAUGGAAUCAAAUUUUUGAAUUAUAUUCAAAGAAAAUGUUACCUGCAUCAAGUAUGCCAUUAGUUAAAGAAAUCCAUAAUACCCAUUUACAAUUAGCUUUACGUCAACAUCAACAACGUAAACUUUCCCAACAAGGUCAACCUCAAAGUCAACCAAAUCCAACUAUACCUCAACAACCUACUCAACCUCCUCAACCUCAACAACAAAAUCAAAGAGGUAGUUUUAAUAUGAAUAAUUUAACUCCUCAACAAAGGCAACAAUUGUUACAAAGACAACAACAACAGCAACAACAGCAACAACAACCAAAACCUCCAGUUCAACAACCACAAUCACAACCACAAUCACAACCUCAACAACCAUCACAGCCAGUUGGUGCAAAUGUUAGACCUCCGAAUUUUCAAAUUACUCCUCAAGAUAUUUUGAAAUAUAAUUCAGAAGCUAUGGCAUUGUUGAACAGAUUACAAGCAAGUGGAUCUAUUCAGAGUAAUUUGGAUAAUAAUCAAAAAGAUGCCUUUAUCAGGAAAUUCAUUCUUCAUCAAAAAACAGCUCAAUGGAAACAAGAAAAUGGAGUGGGUAAUGCUGCUAAUGCUAAUGCCAAUAAUAACAAUGUUAGGAGACCUCAACAACUGCCAUUAUUAAACAAUAAUCAACUUAAUAAUAAUCAAAUUCCUAGUCCUAUGAUGAAACAAGGACAAGUGAAUCUCACAUCUCCUGUAAUGAACCAAAGACAACCAGUACAACAAACACAACCUCAAAGACCAACAUCUCAACCAGCAAAUGCUCCAAUUAGACCUGGAAGUGGAGGACCUAAUAAUUUACCAACCUUGACUGAAGAUAUGAAGAUUCGUUUAAGACAAUUGAUUGAGGAAGUUUCUCGUAACCAUGUUAAUUUAAAAGAUGUUACUAACGUUCUUUCACCUCAAGAUAAAAAUCUUGUUAAAGAGACUAUGCAAAAAGUAUCUCAACAAUAUUCUACUGUUGAUAGUAUCAUAAGUUAUUUCUUCAUUUUGACGAAAAAUAUUGAAGGUACUAAAAGAUUAAUUCAAAUGAAAUACAUGACUAAGAAUAUUAUGGAAAGUUUACAAAGAGGAAUCUUUUUAGCUACUCCAGAUUUAACAGAAAAGUUAAGAGUUCAAUAUGCUAAAUAUUUUGAUUAUGUUCGUGAACAAUUCAAUAAUAAGAGACAACUGAAUAAUGUUAAUCAACCAUCACAACCAAUGAGUCAACAACCUUCAGUUCAAUCACAGAAUAAUAUGAGAUUACUUGCCAACAGCAACCCCAAUCAAAAUAAUUCUAAUGUUAAUUUGGGACAACCAACUCAAUGGCCUAAUAUGUCACAACCAAAUCAACAACAAAGAAUGAGUAGUCCAAUAAUGGCCAAUUCUCCUCUAAUUAAUCAAGCACCCAAUAGUCAACCUAUUAAUAAUAGGGCUAAAGUACCAGCUAAAAGACCAUCAAAUAGUGCUCAAGGUGGUAGAAGAAAAUCCACCAAAAAUGCCACAACACCUUCAGCUGGUGGUAAUACCCCUGCUUCAAUGGGUAAUACUGUAAAAACACCUAAUUCAAUGACAACUCCACAAGUUAUUGGAACUCAAAGUAAUAAGAAUACUCCAAGUGAUCAAUCGCCUAAUUAUAGUACUAAAAUAGUUGGAGGUAAAUUAAAUGAAAAUACCAUUGGAGAUAUCUUUGGUAAUGAUUCAUCAGAAGAUGCAGAAUUGAAAAAGAGAAGAGAAUUAUCAACCAAUGACCCAGAAAAAUUCUUCUUUGCUUCAUUAUCCAAUCUUUUAGAAUUAGAUGAAGAUAAAGGUAUGCCAACUCCAGCAUCAACCAAUUCAAAGAAUUCUUGGACAUCUCAAAUUAAACCUGAAGCCAUUGUCACUGCUUUCAAACAAGUUAGUAUCAUUAAAGAAGCCACAUCUUUAGAUAUUUUAAAAGUCUGUGAAACUCAAGAAACUCCUAAAGCUGAAAAAGAAGAUGUUGACCUCGAUUUACUUUUUGAUGAUAAAAAAGUCCAACCGGAUGAUUGGUUGUUCAAAGAAAUUGAUUUAGAUACUUGGAAAGAUAACUGGAGUGAUAUUUUUAUUAGUAAAAGCCUCGAUGUAGUGUAG
Yamadazyma jaroonii is the source of this 2877-nucleotide messenger RNA. NCBI's taxonomy places the organism in Eukaryota, Fungi, Ascomycota, Pichiomycetes, Serinales, Debaryomycetaceae. The record is from the annotation of a GenBank genome assembly.